GGUAUUCAGAAAAUGUGGACCACCAUAGAGGCACUACCUUUGAGGUAGUGAUAAAAUGGCUGGUAAAGCAUUAAUCUAGUGCCAGAAGUCAGAUAAUUGAAGUUUCGGGGCAACGUCUAAGAGUACGCUUAAGUUUUUUUUGUCCAAAGACCGCCUAAUUCAUACUCAAUGAGGGGAAGCACUAAUUGCGGUAUUCCGAUAUUCCACCCUAUCCGAAUUACGGCCCAUUAUCCAUUGGAGAUUAGGCCAUUUAAACUAAAAUAUGGAAAGCAUGUGAAAUUUAUCGGAAUAACAGGUGAAAAUUUGCCAUAUCCUAGACCUUCAGCUACUGGGUGAGCUACAUGAACCCAGCUGCAGAUACAUGGCAUACGAAGUAAACCCCUACUCAUCGCUGAAUUCGUUCCCUCGACAAAUCCGCUUUAGAUACGGUGUAUUCCGGGUAAAACAAAUAAGUGACUAACUGCC
Babjeviella inositovora NRRL Y-12698 is the source of this 465-nucleotide messenger RNA. RefSeq lists its product as uncharacterized. NCBI's taxonomy places the organism in Eukaryota, Fungi, Ascomycota, Pichiomycetes, Serinales. The transcript has a single exon. Bases 169 to 336 code for a protein of 55 amino acids. The record is from RefSeq and is a predicted model, not a curated record.